UCAUCCUACAAAAAUGUCCAAACUUCUCUUUCUCACAAUCACAAACUCAUUCCACACACACUCUCUUCUCCAAAAAUGUCUUCCUUCUCAGUACGUUUCCUCACUCCACCAUCCAUCACUCGUCCAAAAACAUGGCUACUAUCUGCUGCAACUCCAUCAGUUGCACCUGUUUCAACACCACAAGUUGAUUCAUCAAGGUUGGAGCCUAGAGUUGAGGAAAAAGAUGGUUAUUGGGUUUUGAAGGAAGAGUAUAGAGGAGGUAUUAAUCCUCAGGAGAAAGUUAAGAUUCAGAAAGAACCUAUGAAGCUUUUUAUGGAAGGUGGGAUUAAUGAUUUGGCUAAUAUGUCUCUUGAAGAGAUUGAAAGCUCUAAGCUUACUAAAGAUGAUAUUGAUGUUAGACUCAAAUGGCUUGGUCUUUUUCAUAGGAGGAAACAUCAUUAUGGUAGAUUUAUGAUGAGACUAAAACUUCCAAAUGGGGUAACAACAAGUGCUCAAACAAGAUACUUGGCGAGUGUGAUAAAAAAAUAUGGCAAAGAUGGAUGUGCUGAUGUGACAACAAGACAGAAUUGGCAAAUUCGAGGUGUAACAUUACCUGAUGUCCCUGAAAUUCUUAAGGGCCUUGCAGAGGUUGGCUUGACAAGUCUGCAGAGUGGAAUGGACAAUGUUAGAAACCCUGUUGGUAACCCUCUUGCUGGUAUUGAUCCUGAUGAGAUUGUUGAUACAAGACCUUACACCAAUUUGUUGUCCCAAUUCAUCACUGCUAAUUCACUUGGUAAUCCAACCAUUACAAACUUGCCAAGGAAAUGGAAUGUAUGUGUGAUAGGUUCCCAUGAUCUUUUCGAGCAUCCACAUAUUAAUGAUCUUGCUUACAUGCCUGCUAAUAAGGAUGGUCGAUUCGGAUUCAACUUAUUGGUGGGUGGUUUCUUUAGUCCCAAGCGAUGUGCUGAAGCAGUUCCACUUGAUGCUUGGGUCUCUGCAGAUGAUGUUAUCCCACUUUGUAAAGCUGUUCUUGAGACCUAUAGAGACCUCGGCACCAGAGGCAAUAGACAGAAAACCAGAAUGAUGUGGUUGAUCGAUGAACUUGGGAUAGAAGUAUUCAGAUCAGAGGUGGAAAAAAGAAUGCCAGAGAAGAAGCUAGAGAGAGCAUCCAAAGAAGAACUUGUUCAAAAACAAUGGGAAAGAAGAGACAUCUUAGGUGUUCAUCCACAAAAACAAGAAGGUUUAAGCUAUGUUGGAAUUCACGUUCCAGUUGGUAGAAUCCAAGCAGAUGAGAUGGAUGAGCUAGCUCGUAUCGCCGACGAAUACGGCACCGGAGAACUACGGCUAACCGUAGAGCAAAACAUAAUAAUUCCAAAUGUAGAAAACUCAAAACUUGAGGCAUUGCUAAAUGAACCUCUCUUGAAAGACAAAUUCUCACCAGAACCUUCUAUCCUAAUGAAAACACUUGUGGCAUGCACUGGUAACCAAUUUUGUGGCCAAGCAAUAAUUGAAACAAAACAAAGAGCUUUAAAAGUAACUGAAGAAGUUGAGAGACAUGUGGCUGUGAGCAAACCAGUGAGAAUGCAUUGGACUGGUUGUCCUAACACAUGUGGUCAAGUUCAGGUUGCUGAUAUUGGUUUUAUGGGAUGCAUGGCUAGGGAUGAAAAUGGUAAGGCUACUGAAGGUGUUGAUAUUUUCCUUGGUGGGAGAAUUGGAAGUGAUUCUCAUUUAGCUGAGGUGUAUAAGAAAGCUGUCCCUUGCAAGGACUUGGUGCCUAUUGUAGCUGACAUUUUGGUUAAAUAUUUUGGAGCUGUCCAAAGGAAUAGAGAAGAAGGGGAUGAUUAAAGUAUAUAGGUAUUUGGUGAUUUUAAUUGCCUCUACAUAAAUUAUUAGUGUUCUGUCCAAAUAUAUAGUCACAAGGGAUAAUUGAGAUUGAGAUGCAGCACACAUGAACUUGUACAUUUGGAUAAGUCAUUUUCAUUGCUAUUUUAUAAGUUACACUUUGAAAUUUUGUAAUAAAUUUUAUUUUAUUUCAAGUAAAAUUUAAUUAUUUAAUAA
Medicago truncatula (barrel medic) is the source of this 2037-nucleotide messenger RNA. RefSeq names its product ferredoxin--nitrite reductase, chloroplastic. Lineage: Eukaryota; Viridiplantae; Streptophyta; Magnoliopsida; Fabales; Fabaceae. The transcript is spliced from 4 exons. The record is from RefSeq and is a predicted model, not a curated record. The coding region runs from base 76 to 1824 and encodes 582 amino acids. Gene Ontology annotation, molecular function: oxidoreductase activity; heme binding; iron-sulfur cluster binding.